Lactuca saligna is the source of this 396-nucleotide messenger RNA. The record is from the annotation of a GenBank genome assembly. Lineage: Eukaryota; Viridiplantae; Streptophyta; Magnoliopsida; Asterales; Asteraceae.
AUGAGAUGCCUCAGCUCCCUACCAGGAUAUGUGCAAAGACCAAAUAGUGUUCCCAACUACAAUGAUGAAAUAACAUUUCAGUCUUAUCUUGCUGCUGCUUUUGCUAAGAAGCUAAGCAAGCUAGCACUUACAGUCCCUCCUUCUGGAGGUCUUGUUAUUAUUGCUCUUAUUCAUAAUCUUUUGAGAAGACAUCCUUCAAUCAACUGUUUAGUCCAUCAGGAGGAUGAUGGUGAAACUGAAACAGUCAAAUCAGGCAUUGAUCAUUUCAAUAAUGAGGAAACUGAUCUUCUUAAAACCAAUGCUAUGAAGUCUGUGACAUCUAAGUCACAACUAGAGCAACAGAAGAGGGAUGAAGUUUUUCUGAAAGACGGAAUACCAACAUUGUUUGCAGGGUGA